Molecule: messenger RNA, 1190 nt
Organism: Pseudomassariella vexata
Lineage: Eukaryota; Fungi; Ascomycota; Sordariomycetes; Amphisphaeriales; Pseudomassariaceae
Product: HAD-like domain-containing protein
Exons: 2
Coding region: 133-1074 (313 amino acids)
Molecular function (GO): phosphatase activity
Source: RefSeq, a predicted model, not a curated record
GUUGACGAUGUCCGAGAAACGGACAAACGUUUUUCGAUUGUAAAGUGGCAGAUAAUCUAGUCGUCGUAACUAACUCCCAGUCACGCUAUACAAUAAGAACCCAACACCACCCAAAUACCUAAAAUCAUUAUCAUGGCGACCAAUAAAGACUUCCCGCCAAUCCGCGCCUGCCUCUUCGAUAUGGACGGCCUCCUCCUUGACACCGAAGACCUCUACACCCUCUGCAUAAAUCUCGUACUCGAGAAAUACAACCGGCCCAACCUUCCCUGGACCAUCAAAGCGAAACUCCAAGGCCGCCCCGGCCCGCAAGCAAAUGAGAUAUUCCACCAGUGGGCCAAACUGCCCAUCCCUGAGGACCAAUACCUCGCUGAAUUUACCGCCCUACAACGCCAGCACUUCCCUUCCGCGAAGCCGCUCCCAGGUGUCGAAAAGCUCCUCGGUGAUCUGGGAAGGACGCGAUACUGGGAUUUGAAGAGCGCAAAGGUCGACGAGAAGGCGGAGAAGAAACCGCAUCGAGUCCACAUCGCGCUGGCGACGAGCUCACAUGCGGGGAACUUUGCGAUCAAGACGAAGCACCUGACGGAGCUGUUUUCAGUAUUUGAGACGGAUCGUCGGGUGUUGGGGGAUGACAAGCGCAUACAGCCUGGUCGGGGAAAGCCGUUGCCGGAUAUUUAUGUCUUAGCGCUGAAGACGAUCAACGAUGGGCUGCCGGCCGGAGAGAAGCCUAUUGUUCCUGCGGAGUGCCUGGUAUUUGAGGACAGUGUAGCCGGUGUAGAGAGUGGGAGACGGGCGGGCAUGCGCGUGGCGUGGGUGCCGCAUCCGGAGUUGAAGAAAGUCUAUGCAGGUCGGGAAGAGGAGAUCUUGGCAGGGCGCAUGGGAGAGGCGGGCGACGUCGAUGUGCAUCAGUUGGGUGAGAUUGGUGAUGGCUGGGCGGACUACAUGGUGGACUUGGUUAAUUUCCCAUAUGAGAAGUAUGGUAUUGUAGUCCCGCCGGCUGAGGUGGAGCUUGAGCCUGAGAUGAAGGAGAAUGUGGGUGAAGGAUUGGUGGCUGAGGACUCAAAGGGCACAUUAUAGACUGGACGUAAGACGUCGAUGGGGUUCACGAAAGAUAUAUUCUGAUGGCUGAAAUAGACGUUUAGAGUAGAGCAUUGCAUGAAACUAGAGUGGGUUAAUGCUAUGCUUACACUUUU